GUCCCUCGAAAUUCCUCACGAGUCCUACUCGCCUUUGUCCCUAUCUUAGCUCUAUAUUCGCCUCUCGCCCCUCCCCCAUCCCUUAGGACCCGCUCGGCACCUAGCGCUCACACCGACGCCCGUGCCAUUUCCCUUGCCCAACAUGAUGUCGCUCUACACGCUCUUCAUUGUCGCCUUCGCGCUUUUCGCAUCUGUCCUCGCUGCUCCUGUUAACUUGGAGAAGCGCAUCACGCACAGCGGUCGUGGAACUUGGUUCGACGUCGGUCUCGGUGCAUGCGGCGAGUAUAACAACAACAACGACAAGAUCGUCGCCAUUUCCUCCAACAUCUACGGCUCUGGCGGCAACUGCAACCAGUGGAUGCACAUCACGAACACUGCGAAUGGCAAGAGCGCGUACGGCCUGGUGCGUGAUGAAUGCCCGGGCUGCGGUUCUUACGACAUCGACAUGAGCCCGUCUCUCUUCGAGGAACUCGGUUCGCUCGAUACAGGUGUCCUCAAGGUCUCGUGGCACUACGAGAACAAGAGCUUCGAACCCUGAGCGCCCGUCGUAGCAUCUGACGGCUGCCCGCCCUCCGCGCUUCCUCUCUGCGCCAUCCGCAUCCAUCAUCCAUAUCCUAAGCUUAUCGACAAUCCGCACGCGUCCUAGAGACCCGGUUUUUAUUCGGGAUAUUUAUUUCGUGGUCCCAAGCUCGGUCUCUCUCAGCAUCGGUCUCUCUAUCCCGGUCCUCCCAUCCUCGGAUAUGGAAGGUUGCACACCUUAGACUCGCGCUCCCGCGGAGCGUACCGGCUCUCAAGUCGCACCAUCAAUUAUUGGUCCUUGGAAGUGUUGCGUCUCUAGCAGACGCGACUCGCACAAUUCACCUAUUCCUUCCAUCGUGAUCAUCAUCUCAAUCAAGCUUGCUUGAUGUUCUUUACGUUCACCUUCACGCGUCUUACGACAGUACGACUUUUGAUUACCCUUCUAUGCAUUCAGCGCAACCUUUUACCAUUUUGCCGUUCUUGGCUCCUUGUUUCCAUCUAACACAAUAGAAGCGAUAGAAUGUAAAAACACAUUAGCUGUAGAAGUGAUCGUGUAGCACUACAUGUCGUAUAGUUGACUAUGUUCUUGAUCGGUACUAGGUUCCCCGCGUCCAAUGUAGCUUCGCGGGCUUCCUGUUCUUGCCCUUCACACC
Messenger RNA from Dichomitus squalens LYAD-421 SS1, 1172 nucleotides. RefSeq lists its product as uncharacterized. The record is from RefSeq and is a predicted model, not a curated record. The coding region runs from base 143 to 538 and encodes 131 amino acids. The transcript has 4 exons. Lineage: Eukaryota; Fungi; Basidiomycota; Agaricomycetes; Polyporales; Polyporaceae.